AUGCCACCUACCGGUGGAGUUGGAGAGUUGGAGCACAAAGCCUACGGGGCCCUCAAACUUCUUAACUUUGAUGAAGCUACAUCUGGAGAGAAGAGGAAGUUACAAUUGCUAGAGUUAGAAGAAAUAAGGAUGAAUGCCUAUGAAUCAUCCAAGAUUUAUAAGCAGAAGAUGAAGGUGUAUCAUGACAAGAAGCUACAGAGACAAAACUUCCAGCCAGGCCAACAAGUCUUGCUUUUCAAUUUCAGACUCAGACUAUUUCCAGGAAAACUGAAGUCAAAGUGGUCAGGGCCGUUUAUGAUCAAAGAAGUAAGACCCCAUGGAACUGUGGAAUUGGUGGACCCUACAGCAUGCACUCCUGAGAAAAGAUGGAUCGUCAAUGGACAACGCUUAAAAUUUUACAAUGGAGGCCAGUUAGAAAGAUUAACAAGUGUUGUCUACUUGAACGAUCCAUAA
Glycine soja is the source of this 453-nucleotide messenger RNA. RefSeq lists its product as uncharacterized. NCBI's taxonomy places the organism in Eukaryota, Viridiplantae, Streptophyta, Magnoliopsida, Fabales, Fabaceae. Bases 1 to 453 code for a protein of 150 amino acids. The record is from RefSeq and is a predicted model, not a curated record. The transcript has a single exon.